Penaeus monodon (black tiger shrimp) is the source of this 2237-nucleotide messenger RNA. RefSeq names its product heterogeneous nuclear ribonucleoprotein M-like (gene rump). The record is from RefSeq and is a predicted model, not a curated record. Gene Ontology annotation, cellular component: nucleus; cytoplasm. Lineage: Eukaryota; Metazoa; Arthropoda; Malacostraca; Decapoda; Penaeidae. Gene Ontology annotation, molecular function: mRNA binding.
GAAGCCACAGCUGUCGUCCGGUCGAGUGAGCUCCGUAUCUCCCAAGCGCCGCCAUAGUUAAUGCGCGUCACUUCUGUUGAGAGACGGAGAAAUAUUGCCGAUCAUCAUGGAAAUGAAAGAAGAAAACGACUAUUCGGCCGAAAAUCGCGACAGGUCUCGUUCUCCUGUUGAUGAAGACAGUCGUGAUAGGGACCGUGACCGUGAUGGAGACAGCAAUGAACGUGAAAGGGACCGUAAUCGCCGUAUGGAUCGCAGCAGACGGACAGAUAGACAAAGGGGUGGAGGAAGGCGUGCUCCAGUGGAGAGACGCAUCUAUGUUUCCAACAUUCCUUAUGAAUACAAGUGGCAGGACUUGAAGGAUCUCUUCCGCAAAGAAGUUGGUGAAGUUUCAUAUGUGGAAAUGUUCAAUGAUGAAAACAACCGCCCCCGAGGUUGUGCUGUCAUUGAGUUUGAGUCAACAGAGUUAGUACAAAAGGCCGUGGAGAUAAUGCACAGAUAUGAGUUGAAAGGACGUAAACUGGUUGUAAAGGAGAAAGCAGAUGAACUACCCCUGGCCCAUUUAGCUCAAAUUCGGCUUGGAAACAGAAUGGACUUUGAUUCUGACCGUGACCGACACAGAGGAGGCAUAAUGAAAUCUGACAUGCGAGGAGGUCGUGAAUUUGCUCGUGGGGCAGAUAUUGGACCUCAGGGCAUGGCAAACAAAUUUGGGAAUACAUAUGGCUUGUCUACAGUAUUUCUUGAAUCUCUUGGCAUCACAGGACCUCUUGUUAACAAAGUUUUCGUUGCUAACCUUGAUUACAAAGUUGAUGAAAAAAUGUUGAAAGAUGUUUUUAAAAUAGCUGGAAAGGUUGUGUCUGUUGAGAUUAGCAAGGACCAAGAUAACAAGAGUCGUGGAUUUGGUGUUGUGGAAUUUGAGCAUCCAGUGGAGGCUGUACAAAGCAUUUCUAUGUUGCACAACCAGACAUAUUAUGACCGCAAGAUGAGUGUGCGCAUGGACCGUGUCUCUGAAAAGCAGGAAUCAACAGCAACGAAACUUCCUCCUGGCCUUAAGGGUCUGGGCAUGGGUUUGGGCAUUAAUGGGUCAGCCCUUACGGAUGUUGCCAAUAAUGUACCCUCCAUUAACCCAAGUAUCACAGGAGCUUUACCAAAUGCUGUUGCCCCAGGGGUGACAGGCAUGGCCAAUGUGGGUGCCAUGGCAUCAAACAUGGGGAACAUGACAACAUGAACAGUGGAAUGGGAGGGAACAUGGGUGGUGGUGGAAUGGGUGGAAAUAUGGGGGGAGGCAGCAUGGGAGGUAACAUGGGAGGUGGUGGCAUGGGUGGUGGAAUGGGAAAUGGGAUGAUGGGCAGCAUGGGGAUGGGAACUGGCAUGGGAAACAUGGGCUCAGGCAUGAACUCCUCAAACAUGGGCUCAGGCCUGGGGGGUGGUCUCGGGAGUAGCCUGGGUGGUGGGAGCGGGUUCAUGAACUCCAACAUGAACCGAGGAGCCAUUGGGGCCAGCUCAGUGGGGAGUGGCUCAGGCAGUGGGUACGGUUCCUAUGGAUCAACUGGACUGUCCCGCGACUAUAACCAUUCGAAUGUCAUUCAGCUGAGCAAUUUACCCAUGGAUUACACAUGGCAAGCUCUGCGAGAUCUUUGCCGUGAGUUUGGAGACAUCAGGUUUGCUGAGAUCAGAUCGAAGGGCACUGGAACUGUACGCUUCCAGACAGAGGCAGAUGCUCGUAGAGCAGUUGAAAUGCUUGAUCGCCAACGUCUGGAUGGAAGAAUCCUGGAUGUUUGCCAGCUUUAAUGCUAGUCAGAGGGGAGAUCACCGGGACUGUGUUGGGAAAGGGUCGCGACUCCACUUGGGAGUUGCAUCACCUUGCCACACAUCGAAAGGGAUGAGAGGGGCGUGUUUUAUACGAAGAAAGACAACUGACAAGCUGCAACCCAAGGUAAUGGCUGCUUACUUGGGGGCUAGUGUCAUCUCAGACCAGUAGCCCAUCUGUUUCUGGAGUUGACGUUCGUGAAGGAUUGGCUGUCGUGGAGGAUUGAAUUAUGCCUAGCUCGGACUAUUCACAAGCUUUUGGUUUGGAAGAAUGAAUUGAUGCUGUGAAGGAUUGAUGGAGUUGAUGACAAGGAUGUUUAUGGAAUUCUAACCAAGUGGGAGUUUUGUAUUUCCCCCAACAAGUGGCAAUAUGCAUAUUUUUUCCUUUUCCUUUUUUUUUUUUUUCCCCUUUUUCAUAUCUUCUUUUUUAC